Acytostelium subglobosum LB1 is the source of this 5955-nucleotide messenger RNA. RefSeq lists its product as hypothetical. Gene Ontology annotation, cellular component: cytoplasm; plasma membrane. The coding region runs from base 1 to 5955 and encodes 1984 amino acids. Lineage: Eukaryota; Evosea; Eumycetozoa; Acytosteliales; Acytosteliaceae. Gene Ontology annotation, biological process: small GTPase-mediated signal transduction. The transcript has 9 exons. The record is from RefSeq and is a predicted model, not a curated record. Gene Ontology annotation, molecular function: small GTPase binding; guanyl-nucleotide exchange factor activity.
AUGAAUACAUCAGCAACAGUACCAGUAUCAGUACCAACGCCACCACAAUCCAAUAGUGGCAAGGAGUGGACGGAUGUUACAAAGACAUGUAUUGUACUAUUCCCAUUCAAUGCCACACACAAGUUCCAAUUGCCAUUGGCUGUUGGUGACCUUGUAAAUAUAUAUGCACAGACUAUUGUGGAUGGCGAACAGGGAUGGUUCAGUGGCGUAUCAGUCGCCACCCAAGAACAUGGCAUCUUCCCACAAUCCUACGUGGCCCAACUACCCAACAACAUUGACGAACUAUCCAUGCCACAUAACGUUCCAAUAUCAACAAAGAUUGGAGCAACUAAUGAACAGAUGGCCAACUGUGCCAUAUUCAAUGAGAUAACAAACACGAUUGUGGAGUGGGCCACGCUACUCAAGUUGUUCUCUCAGAACAAACAACAUAAUGACUUCAAAGUGCUGACUCAGAGGUUAACUCAGCUGAUCCAGUUCCGCACUCAGCUGUUAACAUUGUCCUCAGCCAAGGAUAUAUCAUUCGAGUUAAGAGAUAAGAUAUUGACAGUGAUUGAUGAAGGAAGACAAGAGACUGGAAUGACGGUGGUACUAAGAAAGGAGAUGCAGAACACUCAUUCCAAUGCAACUACAAACCCACGCAAUAGUAAUACACCUCAAUCAUCACUCUCUGCCAGUGACCUAGUACUUGCCGACGCGGAAAACACAGGACUCUAUACCCUAUACACAUUAUAUCAAGAGAAGCGAUCAGGAUCAGUGGACAGGACAUUGGAGAGCAUAAAGAUUGAGGAGAAGAUGGGCGGACAGUCGAGUAGUGGUAAUCUUCAGUCGUUGGCUCCCCCAUCAGUGAUCGUGUCGUCGUCAGUUGGUGGCGGCACAUCACCAAGUAAUAACAACAGCAACACCACCACGCAAGUUGGAAUGGUUGGAUCGCCAUCAAUAUCGCGCAGCGUCAUCUCCAACUCCAGUACAGAUCUCUCGUCACAAACAUUCCAGGCGGGGACAAUCAACAAGACCAGCAAGACGAAUGCCUUUUUCAACUUCAACAGCGUUAGGAUAAAGGGCAAGUCGCAGAUCAACACAUCAUCCGGCGGCAUUGGCCAGUCGAUGUCGAACAGCUCGACCAACCUCACAGUGUCCAGCACAUCGCCGCCUCCCUCGAUGGGCAGUCCGUCGAUCUACUCUUCGUCGCCCUCAUCGUCGCCAUCGAUGUUUUCCAUGUCACAGUCGAUAUCGACCAGCCCAAUGGCUGGUUCGCCCCUCACAGGCAGCCCGCAGCUUAUUGCCAAGGAGCCGUCACAUGCCAGUGGCUUGACGCCUUCAACAUCGCCAGGCGCUUCCUCACCCGGACCAAAGCCCGCGAUUGGCGGCAGAAGCAGUCCAAAUCCAAUGUUAAACAAACCACAUCUAUUACCUACAACGAAGCCUUCGCGACAGGGAUCAUUCCUCGUGGCACAGCAACAAUCUUCAUCUGCCGCAGGUGGACCAAACCAAUCCGAGGCAGCCGCGGCCAAAACAACCACAUCACAGCUCCUAGUCUCACUCAGCAACUUCCUAUAUUCUUCUGGCGAGUAUUUAGAGCUGAUAUUUAGUAUAUAUAAUAAGACGGAUAAUAAGUUCAUCACAGAGAAUUAUUGUGGAAUAGUUCCACCAAGUGGAAUAUUCGUGGAACCAGAUAAUCCUAAUGAGAAGUUGCGAACAGUGUUCAAGGACCUUGAGGCCAAGGACUUGGCCUCAGAGCUAUACCUCGUGGCCAAGAUAUACAAACGCACGUCCAACAUCAACUCCAAAGACCCCAACAACUCUCCGACAAUGACUCGCUCAAAUGCCGCGAUGAUCCCAUCCAUCUCGCUGAGCGCCGUCGCCGCGACCUAUCAUCAAAACUCUGGCAAACAGUUCAAAAAGUACAUUGGUUGUGGCGUCAAGCGACUGGAUCUAGGCGCAGCGAGCACAGAGGCGCCUGUCGAGUUCAUGAUCCAGUUGUACACCAGCGCCAACGAGGCUGCAAUGCCAUCGCUGCACGAGAGCAUCAUCAACGAGGCGUCCAGCAGCUACGAAGCGAUCGUGCGUGCCAAAGGCAUUGUGUGCACGUUUCAGCACUUUGUCUGCGACUAUGCGCAGUUCCUGGGCGCCAACCCGACGUUCCGAAACGUGGCGGCGUCUCUCAAGAUGCAGUUGCCCGAGCUGGUGCUGCCAGGCAACGAUCGAAACGACAUCUACAUUCAGAUUGAGGACGGCGAGUUUGCAGACAAGAACAUCGAGGUGGCCCUCGUGAUCAAGAACGACGCAGGCGUCGUCAUGACCGACUCGAUCAAGUACGCGAAUGGACAGCCCACGACGGCUGAGUACCGCACCAGCAUCCAGACCGCCGGAUCCAACGCCAGCAAUCGCUGGAACGAGACGGUCAAAGUGUGGAUGGCGGCCAAGACACUACCCUCAGCGCACAUGUUCUUCGUGGCGCGCACAUGCUCAGAGAAGCGCGACAAGGAGCGACAGACCAUCGGCUACGGCUUCCUGCGAUUUGUUGGCGACGAUGGAUCGGUGCUCAAGGACGGUGCACAUACCAUCACUCUGGUGCGCUCACCCACGGAAGAUGUGCCCGUGGCCAUCUACCUUCAGUCGCGUGGCGACCUUGACAACUCAGCUGGUGGCGCGGGCGCCAAGGCAUCAUCAAAGAAGACUCAAGACACGAUGCGCAUACGAACGACAUUCGUCUCGACGACUCUGGCGCAGAACCAUCACGUGGUCAACUUGACCAACUGGCAGACCUACAACGGCGAGCUCAGCGCGCUAAUCAAAGACAUCACAUUCCUUGCGCAGCAGGACAUCAUUCGCAACCUCCAAGAGAUCUUUUACAACUUCCUAGCGAUCAUGGACCAACAGCUCAACGACUCGCCGCUGUCAAUGGAAAUCUUCCGCGCGUUCACAUUCAUCAUUGGUGGCCUUGUCGACUCGCGAUCUGUCAACUACCGACCCGCACUUGAUCUCUACGUGUCCAAGUACUUUGGCGCGUCAAUGAAUGCCAGCCUACAGCUGGUGGGCAUUGCAGCCCACACACACCUGUUGCGCUCAGUCGUAAAGAGUCUCGAGAACUUUGAGGACCCAGCCAACACAUCGCGAAUCACCCUCUCGCUCAAGGCACUGGAGUACAUCUUCAAGAUGGUGGUGGCGUCGCGCACUCGCUUCCCCAACAAGGUGGACGCCGAGUACAACAACGAGACAUACCUUGCCAACCUCAAGAGCGUCGUGGACACGCUGUGCGAGAUCAUGGUGUCCAACUCUCCAGCUCUGAUUGGCGCGCAGACGAUUGCGCUUAAGAACUUCGAGGGCAUGUUUGCAGACAUGCGCCGCUUCUUCACGAUCGAGGAGAUGGGUAUCAUCGCGCUCAAGUUCAUGCGCUCAAUCCAGCAUCUCGAGAAGAACAAGCGAUACAACCUGCUAAAGCUGCGUCUGCUGAUCUCGUACAUCAACGGUGACCUCAUGCUCAACAAGGAGACACGUAAACAGCUGCACCCCAUUGUGUUCCAGCUGCUGCUUACUCACUUUGGCAAGUCUUUUGAAGAGACCGACCUCUGUCUGGCCAUCCUAGGACAAGUGUCGGACAUCAUGAUCACCAAGGUAGAGCUGCGUGGAGACGACAAGGACGUCUGGCUAGUGGACAUCAUCUCAUUCUUUGUUCAAAUACUCGAGCUGCUGCAAUUGAUCAAUAAUAGUGUUGGAUGUGCAUUGCCCCCUGCAGACGCGCUGGCUCAAGCCGAUCAGCGAUCAAACUCAAACUCAAGCACCAGCUCACUGGCUGGCGCUACGACCUCUGCCAACCUCCUAGCAAUCGUACAAUUGCUCCCAGAGGACAGCCUCCAUGACCUGCGUCUUAAAAUCUACUCAAUCAUUCUUGGCACUGCCAGGCUUGCCGGCGCGCCUCAAUGGGAGCAGAUCAGCAAGACCCCCACAUCGAGAACCAUGUUCAUUGACUUGUUCACAUCUCUGAGGCUGUUGCUCGAGUCACCCAAGUUCCCCAAGGACUUCUGGGCCUUCAAUGUGUUUGUGUUGAAGACGAUAUUGAGGAUGUCGCGUAUACUAGAGGAUGUCUCGUUCAAUCCGACAAAGAAUGGUGGAGUCCCACUUGACCUAUCCAUGCUACAGUCCUUCUUCUUGCUGACCACUGCAUUCCUCAAUUGCAAAGACCUCCAGACAGAGGUUGGCAAUCCGGCCAAAGCAGUCUUCCUCAAGUCACGUUGUGGAGACGUGCGCAUUGAGAUGUCCCGUGUACUCGAGCGAGUAUGGGCGGCAGUCCCAAUCCAACAACGUGCCUCCUUCAUCGCCAUACUCAUUGAUCCAGUCAUCAGGUUAUUAGUUAGCGAGAUAAUCGACGCCAAGAGAGUAGCAACAAAGAUAUAUUACGAUAUAUUGGAAGGAGAGAUUGUGGCGACAGGUGCAUACUUGGACCUGCUCAAUCGUACUGUGGACACGUUGGUGGAGAGUGGCACAGGUGUCACUGAUGGCCUGGCAUGGCCAGUGGUCACACGUGGCAUGGAUGCACAUCUACCAUUCACUCACAAGACAUUCGCGACAUUCUUCAACUCGCAGUGCAUGCAGAUUGUGUUGGGCAAGUCCACCGAGGACACCAAGAAGAAGGCCGAGCAGUUCAUCAAGGAUAUCAUACAGUUUGUCUCGCUACUGGCCACAUUCAUGGCUGAGAUCAAGAAUCAGGACGACGAGGAGGUGUUCUCCGCCGUGUCCAAGCUCAUCCAGUACUUCAAGGACAAUCGUCGCACCAGCCACUUCAUUCGCUUCGUGAGCAUGUGCAGCAAGAGACACAGUGCCAAUGGCAGCUUUGUAGAGGCCGCUGUUGUAGCAAUGAUGCACGCAUCACUAUACAAGUGGGAUCAUCACAAGGUGAUCGACGCCAUCGUCUGCGACUAUGGUCCCUGUCCAAUUCAGAAGGAGUCUGAGCGCAAAGAGGCCCUGUACAAAGAGAUCCUCGCCUUCUACAACAAGGGCAAGGCAUGGGACCUGGCCAUCCCACUCCUCAAAGAGCUAACCCAUCACUACACCAUGAACUACUGUGACAUGGCAGCCACUGCCAACUACUUGAGACAACAAGCGACAUUCAUUCAGAAGCUCAAUGACACUGAGCCUGCAUUAGAGGAGUACUUUAGAGUGGGAUACUAUGGCAAGAGAUAUCCGAUCAAUGUGCAGAACAAGGAGUUUGUGUACAAGGGCAAUGAUGGCGAGAAACUUGCAGACUUCACCGCCAAGCUCACAACAAAGUGGCCCAGGGCUGAACUACUAAAGUCAACAGAGCCACCAAGUCAAUCAAUAAUGGACACUGAUUCACAAUAUAGCUUUGGACCAAAGAGAAGGGUACCGCUGCGUAUUCAACAACUCAAUGCAAGAUGCAACGUCAAUGUGUUUGUACAUGUCAAGCCAGGCUAUAGGAGGCCCGGGGCCAGCGCUGUCAGGCCGGCCAAUGACCUCGAGGACAGUUGGACACUAAACACCUAUCUGGUGUGCGCCACACCCUUCCCCGGCACAGAGCGUCGCUCGCUGGUGGUCGAGCGCCAUCAACAAGAGGUGUCACCCAUUGAGAACGCACUCAACAAUGUUGUGCAGCGCAACGAAGAGCUCAUCUCACAGCUUGACAAGUACACUCAGGCACAGAGCAAUGGAGCUCAAGAGAAUGUCGCCCCACUCACUGCCACGAUCGAGUCCGCCGUCGGCGGCAACACGGCCAAGUACGAGUACUUCCUGUCGCAUAACUAUGUCCAGAAGCAUCCAGAGAGCAAGCAUCUGGUCGAGUGUCUAAAGGUGGCGAUGGACCAGCAGCUGAUCGUGCUGGAGCAGGCGCUGCAUCUGCACGCGCAGCUGCGUCCCGUGGACAUGGCCGCGACACAAGAGCGUCUAGAGUCGAGUUUUGCCGCGAUGAAGAAUGAGCGAGCAUCCUCCAUUAUUAUUUAA